Messenger RNA from Radiomyces spectabilis, 1653 nucleotides. Its product is annotated as guanine nucleotide binding protein, alpha. Lineage: Eukaryota; Fungi; Mucoromycota; Mucoromycetes; Mucorales; Radiomycetaceae. The record is from RefSeq and is a predicted model, not a curated record. The transcript has 8 exons. Gene Ontology annotation, biological process: G protein-coupled receptor signaling pathway. Gene Ontology annotation, molecular function: GTPase activity; GTP binding; G-protein beta/gamma-subunit complex binding. Bases 289 to 1365 code for a protein of 358 amino acids. Gene Ontology annotation, cellular component: heterotrimeric G-protein complex.
CAUUCCUUUUCUUUUCACAGACUUUAUUGUUCGUCGUUGACUUGUACGAUCGAAUCUUUGUCCUUCUUUCUUUUUUGGAGUGUGCCAUUGCAAUCGAGAGACCCGGUCGCUUUUGAAAGCUCUCUUUACCGAUUGGUGAAUUGACGUAUUGCUCACACGCAUUAUUACUGCCAUCGUGAUUGUACUUGACGUCACUCGCCACAUUGUAAACCGAUUAUUCCACGUUUCCACCGUCUUUCUUCGCUGUCGUGCGCUCCUUCCAUUCCUUGCCACUAUUAACUGUUCAGCAUGGGGAACCAUAAAAGUGUGCCAGUAGGCAGCAAAUCAUCCCAGACCAGUCGUGCCGCCAACAGCAUGAUUGAGAAGCAAAUCAAAAACGAUAAGAAACGGUUAAAGAAGGAAAUUAAGCUCCUAUUGCUAGGUGCAGGAGAAUCGGGCAAGUCCACAGUAUUGAAGCAAAUGCGGCUGAUUCACGCCGCCGGUUUCAAAGCUAUGGAACGCGAAGGGUUUCGUAACAUUGUGUUUAUGAACAUUUUCUCGGCCAUGCAGACCCUUUUUGAAGUCAUGGAGCAAUUGGAAAUAUCGUUGACCAACCAAGACCUCAGACAAUACGUUGACUUGUUUCAAGAGAUGCCCAUCAUUGAACAAGGACAGGCGUUCCCUGUAAUGUACCUUGAUCCUCUGCGCCAGCUUUGGGCCGAUGGCGGGAUUCAGACAGCGUGUAAGCGAGGAAAUACGUUCUCACUGCAAGACAACGUCACCUAUUUUUUCGAUCGACUGGACGUCGUCUUUCAGCCCAAUUAUUUACCUACAGAUCAAGACAUCAUCCGAUGUCGAGCCAAGACGACCGGCAUCACCGAAACCACUUUUCAAAUAGGGUCUUACACCUAUCGCAUGUUUGAUGUGGGCGGACAACGAAGCGAAAGAAAAAAAUGGAUUCAUUGCUUUGAAGGUGUAACUGCGGUUCUGUUUGUGGUUGCUGUCAGUGGCUACGAUCAAUGUCUGAUCGAAGACCGAGAUUCAAAUCAGAUGUAUGAAGCACUGCUUUUGUUUGAUUCCAUAUGCAAUUCCAGCUGGUUCCAUCGAACAUCAAUGAUUCUGUUACUCAACAAAAUUGACAUUUUCAAACGUAAAAUCACCUACUCGCCUGUAUCGCAUUAUUUUGCAGACUUUGAAGGGGAUGAUACCGAUUACAAUCAAACACGAACGUAUUUCAAAAAUCGAUUCGUGGGCUUGUGCCGAAAUCCUCAGAAACGGGUGUAUGCCCAUUAUACCGAUGCAACCGAUACCACGCUUCUCCGCCACGUCAUGAUGGCGGUUUCUGAUAUCAUUAUUAACGAGAACCUGGCCGCCAUCAUGCUCUAAUUCACAAAAAAAAGGACCAGCCCAUCGUUCGCACAGCGUAAUUCAUGUACCUCUCGCUCCACUGCUGCCUCUCUGGCUUUUUGUUUCCUCAAGGCCAAAGACAAAGCAGUCUAAUUUUAUUUAAAGAUUACUACACGUUUUUUUCCCUUCUUUAUGUCAUCGUACACCCCUACAGCCCCACUCUCAAAUUUGAUAAGCUUAUGCCAUCGACGUAUAGCGUUAAUAAUAUAGAUCCACUUUCCAUCAUCCGGCAUCUCAUCUACAAGCACUGUCUUUUGGUAAUUCAUG